Molecule: messenger RNA, 3534 nt
Organism: Diatraea saccharalis (sugarcane borer)
Lineage: Eukaryota; Metazoa; Arthropoda; Insecta; Lepidoptera; Crambidae
Source: the annotation of a GenBank genome assembly
AUGCCUCUAAUGGGUGCAAUUCUUGCUGAUAAUUUCAUAGGGAGAUAUAAGUUAGUAGACUUGGUUUUCAAAUGAUGGAUUUAUUUUAUGAUUAGUGUGAAAUAUUGACAACCACCAGCGUCGGUUCAAAGAAAAUUGACGUCCUAGACAAACACUGGAGAGACCGAUAAAAAAACAGCAAAAUAAAAGACUUAAAUACUGUAACUUUGCUAAUGACAAAAUAAAUUCUUUAUGUGCUAUUAAUCUCGGAUAUUGGUACUUUUGCAUCUUACCUAAGUACUGCGAACAUCUGUCAGUGGCAGUCGCCUAGUUUGCCUAUAUAUAUGGACGGGCUGAUUCUGAAAUCCAUGAUUCAGUGACAACCCGUAGAAUAAUGUAUACUCGAGAUCGUCUCGUCUACACCCAAAUGUCACUUUUCCGGUACUACUAAUUUACGUUUAUUUCAGGGUUAUACUUUAUUUCUCUGAAAUAUAUUUAAUUGGAACCAUACUAAUGUGCUGUUCUGCUAUACCACCAUUUAUGUUGCCGCCGACGUAUGUAUAUAAGUAGUUUUCGUUAAAUAAGAGCAUAAUUCACCGUGUAGGUCCCGCAAUUCUGUAAAAAUCCAAACCUGAAUUCGAAUUCACUUUAAAAAGCGGCUCAACCUUUAAUUGGUAAUAAUGUUUAGUGGCAUAAGUAAAGUGAGUUACGAAAUGACAUAUGAAUGGAAUAUCUAAGACACAAUCGAUUUUGUUUUGUAUUUUUAUACAAAAAAUGGAAUCAAUGGAAUUUCUAAACUAAAUAACGUGAAUCCGGACACAUGAGUGAAUUCGAAUUCGGGUCUGGAUUUAUACAGAAUCGAAGGGCUGUGCUUAAAACAUCUUUUAAACUACACCACUGAUUUUAGAGCGGUUUUCAAUAAUGUACAGACAGGGGCGUCUCGCGGCUGCGGUUACAGAUGGCCCUGGAUGUAUAAAUUGUAGCUAAAGUCGAGAGCACAUGAAUCUUUUUACUUGAAGUACGAGCUUUACAUCUACGGCAAUUGUAAUAACACACAAGAGUCCAACUUUUAAACUUACAUGAGCUCUUGAUUGUACCAUAAAAAAACUUGUAAAUAAGUUAUUACAUUUAUAAGAAAAAUAGAAUAAAAAUAAUUUGAGAGUUUAAAUGUGCACCACUCCUCUUCUUCCGCUUUAACAAUAGCAUAGAGCAGAGCGUAGUUGAGUGUAGGAAUUGGUAAGUUCAUUUCAGUUUCGACUUAAGGAAAUGAUCUAUUAAGCAAGUGAAGUCAAACACUUAGGGCUUUUUAGAAUUUCUAGGGGAAGGCCCUCAUGCUCCUUGGCGACGCCCUUGGAACAGUCAUUCAAGAGGAAAGUUUAAUUAUGUAUAUUUAAUACAGGACCACGCAUGCGAAGCCGAUUGCGGAGAGCUAGUACAUACUAAUUGCAUCGUUACCUAUUAUUUAUAUUUAAAAUAAAUUUCUUAACGUAAAGUAUGGACGUUUCUCUUAAUUAAAUUUCACUACAUAACCAGUGGUCGGAAUUAGGUAGAGUUAUUCAUGUACUUACACUGAUUUCAUACAGCGAAACAAUAAAGUGGAUAUGCCUCAAAUCCCGAGAUUAAUUUUAAAGAGCAGAAAAAAUCCCGUGAUUUUUUAAAUAAAAAGUUAUUUACUUUUACACAUUUAAACUACUGCACGCACGACGUUGCCAAACUUACAUCAAUGAAAGAAAGAAAUAAAGAAAGAAGAAAUAACGAAAUCCCGGGAAGGUCCACAUUAAUAUCAACAUUUCGAUGCAAGUACAUAAAUAACUCUACCUAAUUCCGACCUCUGUACAUAACAGAACUACUUCUAUGAUCGGGCUUGCAUUGAUCGCUACUGGGACAGGAGGAAUUAAACCUUGUGUUGCGGCUUUCGGAGGAGACCAGUUCCGACUCCCUGAAGAAAAUCAGCGACUGCAGAAAUUCUUCUCGACGUUCUACUGCAUGGUCAACUUGGGCGGAUUCAUGGGUAUGAUCGUGACUCCGGCCUUGCGCAGGAGCAUUAUGUGCUUCGGUGAUGACGCGUGUUACGCGCUUGGAUUUGGCUUCCCGGCGUUACUUGUCCUAGUUUCUAUAGUGAUUUUCGUAGCGGGGAAACCUUGGUACCGUAUAAAGAAACCUCGAGACAACGCCACAUUGAAAUUCGUGUCGUGUGCUUGGUAUGCUCUGAAGAAGCGCAUUCGUCACAAUGUCGACACUGAUGGACCCCCACACGAGCAUUGGCUCGAUUUCGCCGCUGAGAAAUACGGUGAGAAGCUGGUGGCCGACAUGAAGGUUGUCUUCUCCAUUCUCUAUUUGUACCUGCCGGUGCCGAUCUUCUGGUCGCUGUUCGAUCAACAGGGUUCCCGUUGGACAUUUCAAGCGUCUAGAUUACGAAGUGAGGUGUUUGGUGUAACACUUAUGCCGGAUCAAUUGCAAGUGAUGAACCCCGCAAUGGUGCUGAUAAUGAUCCCUGUUUGCCCUGGGGGCGUGUGGCCAUUACUGCCGGAGUUGCCGCCGUUGCAAAAGAUGUUUGUUGGUGGCAUGCUGGCAGCGAUGGCAUUUAUUUCUGCGGGAAUAUUGCAAAUUGGCAUCGAAAGCGGGCUGGUGUUGUUGAACACUCUGGACUGUCCCGUGGAUGUAUCAGUACGUGGUGAGGGCAUUGCCCCUGUUGAACAACGCGGCACCGCCCUUAUGACUCCACUGCCACAUCGCGUGUUGACAAUCACCGUGUCCUGUCCUGUUAAUUGCGCUGGAAGGGUCAUGAAGAGACACGUGUUGACUGACAUCUAUUACGUGUCGGAUGCUCCUAUUGACCACAUCGGCGAGUCAGCGUACAUAUGCAUGCAGCCUGGCAAGUUCAAAUGGCACGCUCAGAGCGCUAGUGGCGAUGUGUCAGGAUCAGGGGAGGGUUGCCUCAGGGCAGGCGGAGUUUACGUUCUGUGCCUGCGCGAACGACUCGGACGGCUGGAUGCAGCUGUGCUGCACGCUCCAAACCCUCCGAACGAGCUACAUCUUGCUUGGAUCGUGCCGCAGUACUUACUCGUCUCCGUUGCCGAAAUUAUGUUCGCUGUCUCUGGUCUGGAAUUUUCUUUUACACAGGCACCUAAAAGUAUGAAGACAAUUACCAUAGCCGCUUGGUAUGUGUCAGUGGCAUUUGGAAAUCUAAUUGUAAUAUUAGUGGCUCAAACGAAGAUAUUUGAAUCAAGGGCAACAGAAUUCUUUGUGUACGCUGUGGUGUUGACGUUUGCGAUGUUGUUAUUCCUGCAUAUGGCCCAAGGAUAUGAAACAAGGAGUAUAGAGGGAGACGCGUCGUCCUCGGAGAGUCGACCUCUUUUACAUCAUCGAUCAAAGGUGAUAUCAGUCCAUUCUUUAUCGACGUCGAGUACGCGGGCUUACACCAGUCGAUCUAGUGCAGCCUCAUGCCUUGGUCUCAUGGAGCGCACAAGGCCGGCGGUGUGGCCCACACGUGCUUUCGUACACGUCGCAACGCCUAGUACCAGCGAACCAAGAGCAACAACUCUGGCCAAAUAG